UGGGAGCACGCUGGGAAAGGCUGACUCCCAACUUCAAAUGUGACAAGCAAACGAAUCUGAUAGCUGUCAUCGGGGGACUAGAUUCUGAUGUCUCCUUUCAAAUGGCAACUCUCUUAGACAUCUACAAGAUUCCUCAGGCUCUGCCUCGUGCUGUGUGUAAUGACAACUGUCAUCCAGGCUAUAGCAGAAAAAAGAAGGAGGGGGAGCCAUUUUGUUGCUACAAUUGUGUACCCUGUCCAGCUGGGAAGAUUUCAGACCAGAAAGACAUGGAUGAUUGUUUCAAAUGCCCAGAAGAGCAAUUUCCAAACAGGAAACAAAAUCAAUGCAUUCCCAAGCUCCUAAACUUCCUCUCUUUCUCAGAACCUUUGGGAUUCACAUUAGCUUUCUUGGCUCUGUCUUUGUUUCUGAUCACAGCUUUGGUGCUUGGAGUUUUCAUCAAGAAUCAGAAUACACCCAUCGUCAAAGCCAACAACCGGGACCUCACCUACUAUUUGAUCAACUCCCUACUGCUCUGCUUCCUCUGCUCCCUGCUGUUCAUUGGCCGGCCUCGGACAGUGACCUGCUACUUACGACAAACUGCUUUUGGCAUCAUUUUUUCAGUGGCAGUUUCUUGUAUAUUGGCAAAAACCAUCACGGUGGUUCUGGCCUUCGUGGCCACCAAGCCAGGAUCCAGGAUGAGGAGAUGGGUGGGGAAGAAAGUGGCCAACUCUAUUCUUCUUGGUUGUUCCCUGGUUCAAGCCAGUAUUUGUGCUGUAUGGUUAUGUACUGCACCCCCGUUCCCAGCUUUGGACAUGCACUCUCUGGAUGAAGAAAUUAUAGUGGAAUGCAAUGAAGGAUCAGCCACCAUGCUCUAUUGUGUCCUGGGAUAUCUGGGAUUUCUUGCUAUUGUCAGCUUCAUUGUAGCUUUCCUAGCCAGGAAGUUACCAGACAGUUUCAAUGAAGCCACAUUUAUCACUUUCAGUAUGUUGGUUUUUUGCAGUGUUUGGUUGUCCUUUGUUCCCUCUUACCUGAGCACAAAGGGCAAAUAUAUGGUGGCUGUGGAGAUCUUCUCCAUUUUGGCCUCUAGUGCUGGAUUACUGGGUUGUAUCUUUUCCCCUAAAUGCUACAUAAUUAUCCUUAAACCUCAGCUGAACAGCAAGGAUCACCUAAUAAGGAGGAAUAGGUAA
Messenger RNA from Hemicordylus capensis (graceful crag lizard), 1166 nucleotides. RefSeq names its product vomeronasal type-2 receptor 26-like. The record is from RefSeq and is a predicted model, not a curated record. Gene Ontology annotation, biological process: G protein-coupled receptor signaling pathway. Gene Ontology annotation, molecular function: G protein-coupled receptor activity. Bases 102 to 1166 code for a protein of 354 amino acids. NCBI's taxonomy places the organism in Eukaryota, Metazoa, Chordata, Lepidosauria, Squamata, Cordylidae. The transcript has 4 exons. Gene Ontology annotation, cellular component: membrane.